This is a messenger RNA of Enterobius vermicularis (human pinworm), 415 nucleotides long. Lineage: Eukaryota; Metazoa; Nematoda; Chromadorea; Rhabditida; Oxyuridae. The record is from the annotation of a GenBank genome assembly.
GAGACGUAUUACUGUGUUGUCGGAAAAAAAACAUCACAUUUUAAUCUCUUUUCUCUCACUUUUUUUUUUUUAGAUUUAUAAAAGUGGACGUGGUGGAAAAUUGGGUGAAAAGGGUCAACGUAUUCUGUUGCAACUAUGGGAUACUGCCGGUCAAGAACGAUUUCGAAGUUUAACAACAGCAUUUUUUCGCGAUGCAAUGGGUUUUAUUCUUCUAUUUGACAUCACCAACGAACAAUCAUUUCUGAAUAUCAGAGAUUGGAUAUCACAACUGAAGGUAUCGACCUCAAUUACUCAGUCACUUCUUUUUUUUUCUUGCUUUCCUCAGUUGCUUGUCAACAGUUAUAAAAUCAUUGCACAGUUAAGAAGUGUUUUAAAAGUUACUAAAUUAGUAGCCUAUUAUUCUCGAACGAUAUAA